Xyrauchen texanus (razorback sucker) is the source of this 13945-nucleotide messenger RNA. It is a transcript of the gene dnah10, whose product is annotated as dynein axonemal heavy chain 10. Bases 1 to 13740 code for a protein of 4579 amino acids. NCBI's taxonomy places the organism in Eukaryota, Metazoa, Chordata, Actinopteri, Cypriniformes, Catostomidae. Gene Ontology annotation, biological process: microtubule-based movement. The transcript has 79 exons. The record is from RefSeq and is a predicted model, not a curated record. Gene Ontology annotation, cellular component: dynein complex. Gene Ontology annotation, molecular function: dynein intermediate chain binding; dynein light intermediate chain binding; ATP binding.
AUGCCACUCGACGACCCACGAGUGGAUUGGAUUAAAAACACAGCGUGUGUCAUGUUGGAUUUGCCUGAUUCCGGCUGCUUUGAGGAGUUGCUCAGCCGCGGUGAUGGAGAGGAAGAGCAGAAAAUCCUAAAUUUUUUAAACUUAGUCACUGAGGAGGAGGCGUCCUUUACGCUCUUUGUCUUCAAGAAUAUAAGGGAAGAAGAGGUUGAGGUUGAAGUUGAUGUUCCUGAGGGGAAAAGAAAAGGCCAAAAAAGAAAAAAUAAGGAGACGGGUGUCAUACACCCAACAGAAGACUCUCAGAAGGAGGAUCUUGAAGUUGAGGGAAUGACAGAUGCAACAAAUGGGGAUAAACCACCUUGCAAUAUUGAGGUUCAGGUUGUGUAUCAUGUGGAGCUUCAUGUGGCUUUGAACAAUAUCCCAGAGAAGUUUGUGAACUUUAAUGCCCUCUACUUCCUGAGGAGUACAAAUGAAACUAUCACUGAACCUGUCGACAUAAAUGAGGCUAAUGAUUUGAUGUCUAAACUGAUUGAGUUUGGCAUGAUGAACGGCCACCCCUUGAUGAUGCUUAGAGGGCUUCUCAACUAUGUGUAUAUCCCACUUCUCUCAGUGAACCAGCUGAGGCUCACUGAUGGUGGUUAUCAUGGAGUGACUGGGUCUCAAGACAGGGAUGAAGAACAUAAGACUAAAGGAGAUGAGGAACAGCAGCCUGUAGAGUCCCAUAGGGCUUUUAUGGUCCGAGAUGAACUUCUUAACAGCACACAUAAGUUCUUGGGGGUCAUAGACAAAACCUUGCAGCAGUUGGAAGGCGAGAUUAAGUUACAUAUUCCAGAAAUUGAUUUGGAGGGUGAGGUGGAGGUGCUCUUGUCUAACCAAUUGAUGGUGGAGAAGCUUGAGCAGUGUGUGAUGAACUGGCAGACACAAAUCACUAUUGUCAUUGAAGAGCAGAAAAGGAAGAAACCACAGGGAUCGGGUCCUUUGGUGGAGAUUGAGUUCUGGCGUGAACGUACUGCUGUCUUGAGUAGUCUUUAUGAGCAGCUAAACCUUCCAGUGGUGAAAAAGAUUCUGGAUGUGAUGACACGUGCUGACUCCUUCAUUAUGGAGGAGAUGGACAAGACCAUAACUGAGCUUUUCAAGUACCAUGAUGAGUCUGUCAAUAAUGUACAGUUCCUCAGCACGCUGGAGAGACAUUUCAAGAAUCUUGCCACAGGGGUGAAUUUCAAAGUGGUCUUGGACACUAUUCCUGAGAUGAUGAAUGGGCUGCGUUUGACCUGGAUAUUAUCCAGGCAUUUCAACACAGAUGAGCGUAUGGCAUCUCUAAUGGAAAGCAUUGCCUGGGAAUUGUCUGAACGGGUUGCCAGAGUUGUGAAUGUUCAUGCUCUCUUUAAAGAUAAGAGGAUGGUGGCCAAAGCUAAGGCUCUGGAUGGAAAACAAGUAUUAGAUCAGUGGAAGGCCAGCUAUUUUGAGGUCCGUGCACAGAUUGAGGCAUCAGACCGAGAUCCCCGCUGGGAAUUUGAUCGUAAAAAGCUGUUUGAAAAGACAGACUAUAUGGCUUCGAUCUGUCAGGACUUGUAUAACUUCUUGCAGACUUUAGAUGAGUUCUACAUUAUCUUUGGACCUGAAUUGAAAGCAGUGACAGGUGAUCCAAAGCGAAUAGAUGAUGUUUUACGUCGAGUAGACUGCUUGGUCGUACCAAUUGAGGAACUUGCCUUUGACCCUUUUGACAUCCGCAAAAUGGGCAGCUGGAAAAUUACCUUGCAAGAAUUUAAAACUCAUGUCCAGUCUAUUGAAGGAGAAGCCAUCAAUUUUAUUGACCAGUCCUUCAAGACGCUGCGUUCUGCAUCUGCAGCCUUUGACCUGCUGCUGAAAUUCCAGCACAUUCGCUCCAGAGAUGCCAUCAACAAUCAGUUGAUGAAAAAGUUCAAUGAUAUUCUUUCUCAGUACUGCAAAGAGGUGGACAUUAUAAAUGACAUAUUUGUUAAACACAAGAAUAAUCCACCUCUGAAUAAGAAUCAGCCUUCUGUGGCAGGGGCCAUUGAUUGGUCGCGUUCGCUGAUAGACCGCAUGAGGAGCACCUUUAUACGCUUCAUGGAAGUGAAUGAUAUGAUGGCGAGUGAAGAAGGCAAAAUAGCAACAGCCAAGUAUCUAGAGGUUGCAAGGCGUGUGAGGGACUAUGAGAUAAACAUCUAUGAUUGUUGGUUUGCAGAGACUGAGCAGGCUCUGCCCCUUCUCAUGAAGAGAAGUCUGCUGCUCAUUGUCAACAAAGCUGGCAUUGGUACAGAGAGGCAUGUAGAAAAGGAUGUGUACUACUCUGUAAAUUUUGCCCCUGAGCUGAAAGAGAUCAUAUCUGAGACCAAUUACCUCGAUCAGCUGGGAUGCAGAGUUACAGAACUGGCACGAAAUGUUGCUCUGCAGGAAGAAAAGUUUCUGAGGUACAUACAUGGGCUUAAAAAGUUGGUAAACCAUUACCAUUCUCUGAUGGACAGCCUAAAUGAUGCUGAGUUAUCACUGAUGGCUGAGCAGGUGCAGGAACUUAGGCAAGUGCUACGCUAUGGCUGCAAAAGACUGAACUGGAAUUCACUUGGUAUACCACAAUUUAUCCAACGUGGAAACCAGGCCACUUCAAAGUUUGAGUCCCUUAUGAACCAAAUUCAAAAGAAUGAACGAGACAUUGAUGAGAAACUGAAAUCCAUUGAAUCAGCAAACCUUUUCAAGUUCCCAAUGCCAGACAAAACAGGACGCCUACCAGGCAUAAAGGAGUUCUGUGAAUUCAUUGAGUGUGAGAGGGCAAAAGUUGUGAACCUGCUGGUGAAUAAAUAUGUAGCCAUCAGUCCCCUCCUCUCCAAGAUGGAGAGUCUGAUCAUGGGAACCAGCACUGGCAAAGCCAAGCAAAUGGCUCUGUUCUACGCUUACUGGGAGCGCAAGAUCUUUGACUCCCUCACCAAGAUGGUGCUCAAGAAUAUUCAAGCUUUUAACACUGCAUUGAUGGGCACCACGGCACUUUUCCAAAUUGAUACCAUCCUUGCUGCUCCUGAGAUUGCUUUGCAUCCCAAGAACAACGAGGUGUACAAGCUUAUUAGGCAGUGUGUUGGUGACUGUGUGGAGAGCACCAGGAGGUUUGUUCGCUGGAUGCAUGGCAGUUGUCUCCACUGUCCUCCACAGCUUGUUGAUGGUGAGGAUAAGCUAUUCGUCUUCACUUUUUACAGUGAAAUAUGUCAGAUUCCACAGAUAAAUGAGCAAGUCAUGGCUGUCACACAGAGCAUGCAGCGACUACUUAAUGGCAUCAAUGUAUACCUCAAAAACUGGAUGAGCUACCGCUCUCUCUGGAAGCUCGACAAGGCUAUUGUCACAGAGAAAUUUGCAGCCAAGAAGCCCUCAUGCGUGAUGUAUGAUGAGAAGUUUCAGUUCUAUGUCAAGGUCGGCAAAGAGGUGGCGAAGCAGCCAUUGGUGAAGCAUGAACACAUUAUCAGGCUGAACCUGGAGCCACUGGCCCAUGCCGUGCAGGAGAACGCUCAGGCAUGGGUCACCUCUCUGGGUAGGCUACUCAAUGACUCAGCCCGAGAGGAGCUUUUCAACUUGCGCAAUGAGCUGCUGAAAUUGUCAGAUAAUUUGAAGAGGAGCCCCAAUACCUUGGAGGACUUGAAAUUUGUUCUGGGCACCAUCACAGACAUCAAAGAUAUGUCUCUCUCAGUAGAGAUGCGAAUCAAUGAUAUUCAAGAGAGAUACAGAACUCUGAGCAUGUACAAUGUGGAGACUAUGGAGGAGGAGCUGCAGCAGUCUGCGAACAUCAGCAAUCUGUGGAAUGAACUAUUUACAGAGUCUAGACUUGUGGACCGCAGUCUGGGAAAAGUAAAGAAGACUUUUGCUGAGAUCACCCUAAAACAGACUGAGGAGUAUAAACAAGAGCUGUCCAUAUUUGCAGAGAGCUUCAACAUGCAUGGGCCUGGAGCAGUGGGAGAUGAUCUAGAAAAAGGUUUGACAAUCAUGGGCACCUAUGAGAUGGAGCUGGCUAAGGUAGAGGCAAGCCGUCAGGAACUGGCCAAAGCUGAGAAGCUGUUUAACCUUCCCAUCACUAUGUACCCAGAGCUCCUAAAUGUGCAGAAGGAGAUGAGGGGCCUCAGACAGAUCUAUGAUAUUUAUACAACCCAGAAGGCGGCUAAGACAGAGUGGUCACAGACCUUGUGGGUAAAUUUGGACAUCCAACUCCUGCAGGAGGGUAUAGAGGGAUUUAUCAAGAGCUUGCAGAAACUGCCAAAGGAUGUGAGAGCACUUCCUGUGUCUUUCUUUCUGGAGGGCCGCAUGAAGGAAUUCAGAGAGUCACUCCCCCUCCUAUUGGACCUGAAGAAUAAGGCUCUAAGGGACAGGCACUGGAAGGAGUUGAUGGAGAGGACAGGCACCAGCUUUGAGAUGAACCCAAGCACCUUCACUCUGGAGAACAUGUUUACCAUGGAACUGCAUAAGUAUGGCAACGUCAUCAGUGACAUAGUCACCUCAGCUGUAAAGGAGCUUGGCAUUGAGAAGGGAUUGAAAGAGGUGGAGGAAACAUGGGAGAAUAUGAAGUUCAAUGUGCAGCGGUACUUAAAAGGCACACAGGAGCAUGGUUUCGUCCUCGGUUCUGUGGAUGAGAUCCUCCAGCGCCUGGAUGAUGAUGCCAUGAACCUGCAGAGUAUGGCAGGAAGCCACUUUGUUGGUCCCUUCCUGGCCACUGUACAACAGUGGGAGAAGAAUCUAUCGCUCAUCAGUGAGAUUAUUGAGGUGUGGAUGUUGGUACAGCAAAAAUGGAUGUACCUAGAGAGUAUCUUCAUUGGAGGUGAUAUUCGCUCUCAGCUACCCGAGGAAGCUAAUAAAUUUGACAAUAUUGACAAAAUGUUCAAAAAGAUAAUGACAGACACAGUGAAAGAUCCUGGCAUUAAGAGGUGCUGUCUAGUUCCAAAUCGCCUGACUGAUCUGCAAAACCUAAGUGAGGGUUUAGAGCGCUGCCAGAAGAGUCUGAAUGAUUACCUUGAUUCCAAGCGUAACGCUUUCCCACGCUUUUUUUUUAUUUCUGAUGAUGAACUACUCAGUAUUCUUGGCAGCAGUGAGCCUACUUGUGUGCAGGAGCACAUGAUCAAGAUGUAUGAUAAUAUAGCAGCUCUGCAUUUUGAUACGGGAAUAAAUGGGGAAAUGGUGGCAAGUGCUCUGGUGUCUGCGGAGGGAGAGGUGAUGACACUCAAGCAACCUGUACCUGCAGAGGGCAGAGUGGAGGACUGGAUGACUGGAGUACUGCUGGAGAUGAGGAGAACAAACAGACUCAUCACCAAAGAGGCUAUUUACUUCUACAGCCACCAGAAGACCAGGGUGGACUGGAUGCUUGACUACCAGGGCAUGGUUGUGCUGGCAGCAAACCAAGUUUGGUGGACCUGGGAGGUGGAGGACAUAUUCAAAAAGAUGAAUCACGGAGAUAAGCAGGCAUUAAAACAGUAUGCAAAGAAAAUGCACCAGCAGAUCGAUGACCUUGUGAAGCGCAUCACACAACCUUUAAAGAAGAAUGACAGACGCAAACUCAACACGGUUCUCAUCAUAGACGUCCAUGCAAGGGACAUUGUGGACAGUUUUGUCAGGGAUAGUAUCACAGAUGCCCGGGAGUUUGAGUGGGAGAGUCAGUUAAGAUUCUACUGGGUUAAAGAACCUGAUGAGCUGUUUGUGCAGCAGUGCAGUGCUCAGUUCUCCUAUGGCUAUGAGUACAUGGGACUGAAUGGCCGGUUGGUCAUCACUCCAUUGACUGACCGUAUCUAUCUCACACUCACUCAGGCCUUGUCUAUGUUCCUGGGUGGAGCACCAGCCGGGCCUGCAGGUACAGGGAAAACUGAAUCCACUAAAGAUCUGGCAAAGGCUUUGGGGCUCUUGUGUGUGGUCACAAACUGUGGAGAGGGCAUGGACUACAUGGCUGUGGGAAAAAUUCUCUCUGGUUUAGCUCAGUGUGGAGCCUGGGGUUGCUUUGAUGAGUUCAACCGCAUUGAUGCCUCAGUGUUGUCUGUCAUCUCAUCCCAGAUCCAAACUAUUCGAAACGCUGUCAUGCUGCACCUCAAGAGGUUUCAUUUUGAAGGUCAGGAGAUCAAUUUGGAUAACCGCAUUGGGAUCUUCAUCACAAUGAACCCUGGUUAUGCUGGCCGCACAGAACUCCCUGAGUCAGUGAAAGCUCUGUUCAGACCAGUGGUGGUCAUCGUGCCUGACCUACAGCAGAUUUGUGAGAUCAUGCUCUUUUCUGAGGGCUUCCUCAUGGCUAAGGUUUUGGCAAAGAAGAUGACAGUGUUGUACAAACUAGCACGGGAGCAACUGUCUAAACAGUCUCACUAUGACUUUGGACUUCGAGCAUUGAAAUCAGUGUUAGUGAUGGCAGGGGAACUGAAGAGAGGGUCACCUGAUCUUAGUGAGGAUGUUGUCCUGAUGCGGGCUCUAAGAGAUAUGAACCUGCCCAAGUUUGUAUUUGAGGAUGUUCCUCUGUUCUUGGGCCUUAUAUCAGAUCUGUUCCCUGGCCUCGACUGCCCACGUGUUCGUUACCCCAGCUUCAAUGAUUCUGUGGAGGCCACCCUGCAGGAGAAUAAAUACAUUAUGCUUCCCAACCAGGUGGAUAAAGUGGUGCAAAUGUAUGAGACCAUGAUGACAAGACACACAACCAUGGUAGUUGGACCAACAGGGGGAGGGAAAUCAGUGGUGAUUAACACCCUCUGCCAAUCACAGACCAGAUUGAGCCUGCAGACCAAAAUGUACUGCCUGAACCCUAAAGCGAUGAGUGUGAUUGAGCUGUACGGGAUCCUGGACCCUGUCACACGAGAUUGGACUGAUGGGAUACUGUCUAACAUAUUCCGUGACAUCAACAAGCCCACAGACAAAAAAGAAAGGAGGUACAUACUGUUUGAUGGAGAUGUGGAUGCUCUAUGGGUGGAGAACAUGAAUUCAGUUAUGGAUGAUAACAAGAUUCUCACGCUGGCUAAUGGAGAGAGAAUCCGUCUACAGAACCACUGUGCCCUUCUCUUUGAGGUUGGAGAUCUGCAGUAUGCCUCCCCUGCUACAGUGUCUCGUUGUGGAAUGGUGUUUGUGGACCCCAAGAACCUUCGUUAUGCUCCCUACUGGGAAAAGUGGGUCAACAGCAGACCCCCCACACUGGAGAUUCACAAUCUCAGCAAAGUGUUUGAGAAGUAUGUACCAAGUGCCAUUGAUAUGAUAGUGGAUGGUAUAGUUGACGGCAAACAGACAGAGAAAUUGAAGACCGUCAUCCCACAAACAGAUUUAAACAUGGUUAUGCAGUUAACUGUGAUGCUGGAUUCUCUGCUAGAGAAAGAGGACUUAACUUCAGAAGAGCUUGAGUGUUAUUUCCUUGAGGCACUCUACUGUUCACUGGGGGCCUGUCUCCUGGACAAAGGCAGACAGAAGUUUGAUGAUUUUAUUAAAAAGUUGUCUUCUCUGAACAAUGUUCAUGAUGAGAAGGUACUUGCUGGCCCAGGAGAGAUUCCCGGUGAGUUGCCAACUCUCUAUGAUUUCCACUUUGAUGGGACCCAAAAGAAGUGGGUUCCCUGGAGCUCCAUGGUCUCAAAAUACGUUCAUAACCCUGACAUGAAAUUCAUCGACAUCCUUGUUCCAACGGUAGACACCACUCGUGCCAACUGGUUGUUGGAACAGAUGGUGAAGGUGAAAAGGCCAGUGGUGCUGGUUGGAGAGUCUGGUACCUCUAAAACAGCCACCAUACAGAACUUCCUCAGUAAUCUCAAUACAGAUACAUCUAUAACGAUGAGCAUCAAUUUCUCAUCAAGAACAACAUCCAUGGACUUGCAAAGAACUCUGGAGGCAAGUGUUGAGAAGAGAACCAAGGACACAUUUGGUCCUCCAAUGGGAAAAAGGCUCCUUGUCUUUAUGGAUGAUCUAAACAUGCCAAGGGUGGAUGAGUAUGGCACCCAGCAGCCUAUAGCUCUCCUUAAGCUGCUGUUGGAUAGGGGUGGCAUGUAUGACAGAGGAAAGGAACUUAACUAUAAAAGCAUAAAGGACUUAGGCUUCAUUGCAGCUAUGGGGAAGGCAGGGGGUGGUAGGAAUGAGGUGGAUCCUCGAUUUAUCUCUCUAUUCAGUGUGUUCAACAUUCCCUUCCCUGAAGAGGAGUCCCUCCAUCUCAUCUACUCAUCUAUUCUUAAAGGACAUACCAAGCCUUUUGAGGAAUGCAUUCAAAAUAUCUGUGACAAGUUGACCUUUUGUACACUGGAGUUAUACAAAACCAUCAUUAAAGACCUGCCACCAACACCCUCCAAGUUUCACUACAUCUUUAACCUGAGAGAUCUCUCCAGAGUCUACCAUGGCCUGACGCUGACCAAUCCUGAAAGGUUUUUCACAGUCACCCAGUUUGUCCGUGUAUGGAGGAAUGAAUGCUUAAGAGUCUUCCAUGACAGACUUAUUAAUGAAACUGACAAAGUCCUGGUCCAGGGCCACAUAAAGAAUUUGAUUGAAGAGCACUUCAGAUCAGACCUCGAUUCGGCCAUGAGAGACCCCAUUCUAUUUGGAGAUUACAGAACAGCUCUUAAGUCUGAGCCGAGAGUCUAUGAAGACAUACUGGACUAUGAUGCGUCCAAAGCUCUGUUUCAGGAGAUCCUUGAGGAGUAUAAUGAAAACAAGACCAGAAUGAACCUGGUGCUGUUUGAUGAUGCUCUUGAGCACCUGACUGUUGUUCAUCGCAUCAUUAGAAUGGACCGUGGUCAUGCAUUGCUGGUUGGCGUAGGUGGUUCAGGGAAACAGUCUCUUACAAAGCUGGCUGCCUUCACCGCAGGUUAUGAGGUGUUUGAAAUUUUACUUAGUAGAGGGUACUCAGAGACUAACUUUCGUGACGAUCUGAAAACCCUGUACCUUAAAUUAGGUAUAGAGAAUAAAAAAAUGGUCUUUCUGUUCACCGAUGCCCAUGUGGCAGAGGAAGGUUUUCUGGAGCUCAUCAACAACAUGCUUACCUCAGGCAUGGUUCCAGCACUGUUUCCCGAUGAUGAGAAGGAGUUAGUCCUGAACCAGCUGCGAGAUGAGGCUAUGAAGAUGGGCUCUGGACCUUCUAAAGAGAGCUUGUGGCAAUACUUUGUCAACAAGAGUGCCAACAACUUGCACAUUGUGCUGGCCAUGUCACCUGUAGGAGAAACUCUCAGAACACGCUGUAGAAAUUUUCCAGGUUUGGUUAAUAAUACUGGCAUUGACUGGUUCUCUCCAUGGCCUCUUCAGGCUUUACAAGCAGUGGCCAAAUCCUACUUAGGUGAGAGUCCCAUGAUCCCAGAGUGUCAUGCAGAGGCAGUGAUGGAUCAUGUGUGCAUGGUGCACAGCUCUGUAGGUGAGUUUAGUAAACUGUUCCAACAGACACUUCGUCGCAGCAACUAUGUAACCCCCAAAAACUACCUGGAUUUCAUUGGUACCUACUCCAUGCUACUGGAGGACAAAGAUAAUUACAUCCUGGCGCAAUGUAAACGUCUAGAGGGCGGUUUGGAUAAGUUGAAGGAGGCUAGUGGGCAGCUAGCUGAGCUCAACAUUAAACUAGCUGAGCAGAAAGUGGUGCUGGCAGAGAAGACUUCAGCCUGUGAAAUCCUUCUACAAGAGAUCUGCUCUAAUACUGCUGUCGCGGAGGAGAAGAAAGCCCUGGCAGAGGACAAGGCUAAAGAGAUAGAGGAGCAGAAUAAGGUAAUAGUUGUGGAGAAGAAGGAUGCUGAAAGCUCUCUAGCUGAGGCUCUUCCUGCUUUAGAGGCUGCACGUAUCGCCCUACAAGACUUGGACAAAUCUGAUGUCACAGAAAUCAGAUCCUUCGCAAAGCCGCCAAAACAAGUGCAGGUGGUUUGCGAGUGCAUUCUGGUGAUACGUGGUUAUAAAGAAAUCAGCUGGAAGUCAGCCAAGGGUAUGAUGUCAGAGGCCAACUUCCUGCGCUCACUUAUGGAGAUGGACUGUGACUCUAUCAAUGCCAGUCAAGUCAAGACAGUCAAAACCUACCUAAAGAACCUCAACACCAGUUUUGAGGAGAUGCAGGCCAUCAGUAAAGCUGGUUCUGGCAUGCUAAGGUUCGUGGAGGCAGUCAUGGGCUACUGUGAUGUGGCCAAAGAUAUCAAACCUAAGAGAGAGAAGGUAGCUCGUCUGGAGAGGAAUUUCUUCCAGAGCAAGCGUGAGCUGGAGCGAAUCCAGAAUGAGCUCGGUGUCAUCCAGAAAGAGCUCAAAGCUCUUGGAGACAAAUAUGAGGCUGCCAUGUCAGAAAAGCAGCUUCUGCAGGAGGAGGCUGAAGUCAUGGAGAGAAGACUCAUUGCUGCAGACAAACUCAUCUCAGGCCUGGGAUCAGAGAAUAAGCGCUGGACGGAGGACCUGGAGGAGUUGAAGCAGAGGCGAAUACGUCUUCUGGGUGACUGUCUGGUCUGUGCUGCCUUCCUCAGCUAUGAGGGAGCAUUCAGCUGGGAAUUCCGCAGUGAGAUGGUGUAUGGGGUGUGGCAGACUGACGUCCUGGAGAGAGGCAUUCCUUUAAGCCAGCCCUUCCGUAUAGAAAACCUGCUCACCGAUGAGGUGGAGAUCAGCAGAUGGGGAUCUGAAGGUCUUCCUCCAGAUGAGCUUUCAGUGCAGAAUGGCAUCCUGACCACCAGAGCCAGUCGUUUCCCCUUGUGCAUUGACCCCCAGCAGCAAGCACUCAACUGGAUCAAAAAGAAGGAGGAGAAGAAUAAUUUGAAGAUCUCCUCAUUCAAUGAUCCAGACUUCUUGAAGCAGCUGGAAUUGGCCAUUAAGUAUGGCUUCCCUUUCCUCUUCCAAGAUGUGGAUGAAUAUAUUGACCCAGUUAUUGACAAUGUUCUUGAGAAGAAUGUAAAAGGAGCAGAGGGACGUCAAGCUGUCGUACUUGGUGAUAAGGAAGUUGACUAUGAUCCCAACUUCAAACUUUACCUCAAUACCAAACUGGCAAACCCCAAGUUCUCGCCUGCAGUGUUUGGGAAGGCUAUGGUUAUAAAUUACACAGUAACACUGAAGGGCCUGGAAGACCAGCUGCUGAGUGUUAUCGUGGGAUUUGAGCGGAAGGAGCUGGAAGAGCAGAGAGAGCGACUCAUUCAGGAGACCAGUGAGAACAAGCGCUUGCUGAAAGACCUAGAGGACUCACUGCUGAGAGAGCUGGCCACUUCCACUGGGAACAUGCUGGAUAACGUAGAGCUGAUCCAGACUCUGGAGGAAACUAAGUCCAAGGCCGGCGAGGUGUUUGAGAAACUGAAGCUGGCAGAAAAGACAGCCAUUGAUAUUGACACUCUAAGAGAUGGCUACCGCCCAGCCGCCAAGCGCGGAGCUGUUCUGUUCUUUGUGCUGGCUGAGAUGGCGCUUGUCAACAGCAUGUAUCAGUAUUCCCUUGCUUCCUUCUUAGAAGUUUUUGACCUCUCACUGUCCAAGUCUCUGCACCACGCAGUCCUAUCCAACAGACUCAAGAACAUCAUGGACACACUCACACAGAAUGUCUAUAACUAUGGCUGUACUGGGCUGUUUGAGAGGCACAAACUGCUCUUCUCCUUCAACAUGACUAUCAAGAUUGAGCAGGCUGAGGGCAGAGCUCCCCAAAAUGAAUUAGAGUUCUUCCUCAAAGGUAAUCUGUCCCUGGAAAAGAGUAAACGUACGAAGCCGUGUGCCUGGCUGCCUGAUCAGGGCUGGGAGGAUAUAGUGCGUCUUAUGGAACUCUUUCUUAAUGAGUUUGGCACUAUUGCAGAUGAUAUCGAAAAGAAUCCAGAGGAAUGGAAGACUUGGUACGACUUGGAUAUUCCAGAGCAAGCAUCCUUCCCAAUGAAGUACAAGGACAACCUCACUUCCUUCCAGAAGCUUCUGCUGAUCCGCUGCUUCAGACUGGACAGAGUCUACCGUGCUGUCAGUGAUUAUGUCACGCUUACCAUGGGAGAGAAAUAUGUGCAGCCCCCUGUGAUCAGUUUUGAAGCCAUUUUUGAGCAGAGCUCCCCAAACUCUCCCAUUGUGUUUAUUCUGAGUCCAGGCUCAGAACCAGCCAAUGAUCUUAUGAAGCUGGCCAAACGCUCAGGCUUUGGGGCCAACAGACUAAAAUUCCUUGCCAUGGGGCAGGGACAGGAGAAGGUUGCAUUGCAGCUGUUGGAUACUGCAGUGGCACGAGGCCAGUGGCUGAUGCUGCAGAAUUGUCAUUUAUUAGUGAAAUGGCUGAAGGAUUUAGAGAAAUCACUGGAAAGAAUCACUAAACCCCACCCAGACUUCCGCCUGUGGCUCACCACAGAGCCCAUAAAAGACUUCCCCAUCGGCAUCCUGCAGAAGUCCCUCAAGGUUGUAACAGAACCUCCAAAUGGGCUGAAGCUGAACAUGAGGGCGACAUAUUUUAAGAUCCCUCAUGAAAAGCUGAUGGGCUGUGCUCACCCAGCUUUCCGUAGUCUGAUUUAUGUACUGGCUUUCUUCCAUGCUGUAGUGCAGGAAAGACGUAAGUACGGCAAGAUCGGCUGGAAUGUACCCUAUGAUUUCAACGAGUCAGACUUCCUGGUGUGUAUGGAAAUCUUGGACACAUAUCUGACCAAAGCUCAAAUUCAAGGAGAUGCCAUUAUCCCAUGGGGAAGUCUCAAAUACCUAAUUGGAGAGGUGAUGUAUGGUGGAAGAGCUAUUGAUAGCUUUGAUCGUAGGAUCCUCACAGUUUACAUGGAUGAGUAUCUGGGAGACUUUAUAUUUGACACCUUCCAGCCUUUCCACUUCUUCAAAAAUAAAGAGGUGGACUACAAGAUCCCACAAGACGGACUCAAGCAGAUUUAUGUUGAUGAGAUUGAGUCUCUACCACUUGCUAACACGGCAGAGGUGUUUGGUCUGCACCCUAACGCUGAGAUCGGAUACUACACGCAGGCUGUCCGAGAUAUGUGGGGUCAUCUCAUAGAUCUGCAGCCACAGACAGGGGACUCGGGUGGUGGUAUUAGCAGAGAUGAGUACAUCAGCCAGGUGGCACGGGACAUUCAGAGCAAGCUGCCCAUUGUGUUUGACCUGGACGUGAUCCGCAAGAAGUUUGGGCUGGAGAUAUCCCCCACAUCAGUAGUACUGCUGCAAGAGCUGGAGCGCUUUAACAAACUCAUUCUCAGGAUGAGUCGAUCUCUGGCUGAACUACAGAAAGCCCUGGCUGGUGAGGUGGGAAUGAGCAAUGAGUUGGAUGAGGUGGCGAGAGCUCUAUUUAAUGGUCAGAUUCCUGUCAUCUGGAGGAAACUGGCUCCAGACACUCUCAAAUCUCUGGGAAACUGGAUGAUCCACUUCAAGAGACGAUACAAACAAUACAGCUCAUGGGUGGAUGAGGGAGAGCCCAGUGUGAUGUGGUUGUCAGGAUUACACAUCCCAGAGUCAUACCUGACAGCACUGGUCCAGGCCACCUGCAGGAAAAACAGCUGGCCUCUGGACCACUCCACUCUCUACACACAAGUUACACACUACAGGAGUGAGGAGGAGGUCAAAGAGAGACCAGGACAGGGGUGUUUUGUGUCAGGGCUUUAUCUGGAGGGGGCAGACUGGGACAUUGAAAAGGGCUGUCUGGUCCGCAGUAAACCUAGAGCUUUAGUUGCUCAACUUCCCAUUCUCAAAAUAAUUCCCAUUGAAGCACAUCGCCUUAAACUCCAGAACACCCUGAAGACUCCAGUCUACACAACCUCUAUGAGGAGGAAUGCUAUGGGUGUUGGCCUAGUGUUUGAGGCAGACCUCUUCACCACCAAACACAUCUCUCAUUGGGUACUGCAGGGAGUGUGUCUAUGCCUCAAUGGUGACUGAUUGUUUGUAACCAUAAGUUUCAUUCUACUGUUCUCUAAUUAAAAUAGCAUACAUAUAUGUUGAUAUGCAAUAAGUUUAAGAAGUAAUUUAUGGAAUAAUAGAAUGUCUUGAUCCAAAAGAUUUUUAACUUAUUUUUUAUUAAAAUUUCAAACCUGUAAUGCUGUCAGUGUUGACUAAUUAAAAGCAACACCUAUUGCUAGGGCCA